Molecule: messenger RNA, 7649 nt
Organism: Chiloscyllium plagiosum (whitespotted bambooshark)
Lineage: Eukaryota; Metazoa; Chordata; Chondrichthyes; Orectolobiformes; Hemiscylliidae
Gene: hmgxb3
Product: HMG box domain containing 3
Source: RefSeq, a predicted model, not a curated record
UGAACUGUUAUGCUCUUCCAGUACCACUAAUCUAGAAUCUGGUUUCCAGCAUCUGCAGUCAUUGUUUUUACCUAAAGCACUAAAAAUCAGUUGUCUGAUAUAAAAGUCAAAAAUCACACAAUAUUGGGUUAUAGGCCAACAGAUUGAUCCAGCAGCGAGGCCUGCCUGAGGAAGGUGCGGGGCUCCAAAAGCUUGCAGUUUCAAAGAAACCUGUUGGACUAUAACCCGAUGUCGUGUGAUUUUUGACUUUGUCCACCCCAGUCCAACACCAGCACUCUACAUGAUGAUAUAAAAAUAGACAAGGGUUCACCCUUGUCCAUGUUUUGAAGGAGGUGGGUGAGAAGAAAAAAAUUCACUUUAAAGCAGUCCGAAGUGAGACUUUGCAACUCAAUCCACACAUGGUCUCCAAGAAAAGCUCAGAGAGUUAUAUAGUCCAGCAACAAAAAUAGAAAUUUCUGAAGAAACUCAUUAAGUAUGGGGACAUUUAUAAAGUUAUAAACAAAGAGUUAAUGUUUCGAGUCCAGAGAUCCUCCCUCAGAACUUGGGCAUGGUCAACUUUGGUUUCUGGCUCUGCAGCUGCUACCAAAGCUGCUGCCUGGAACAGACUGGAUUUAUAAUCAGUCAUACACCAUGGUAACAGACCCUUAGGUCCAACUCAUCUGCAUCGAACAGACAUCCCAAUGUGAUCAAGUCCCACAUGCUAGCAUUUGGCGAACACUCCUCUAAACUCUUCCCAUUUAAAUUCCCUUCAAAAUGCCUUUUAAAUGUCGCUUUUUUUUAAAGAUUCUCAACACUUUGUUUUCGAUUUGAAUUAUUGUUUCGUGACCUGGGCAGCGUCGGAGAAGUAUCGCGAUGAACAAAGGAGAUCGUUCGGCCCUUCGUGUCUGCACCAGCCCUUCAAAUGAGCGUUAUGACUUGGUGCCAAUGUCCGAAUCGCCCCACCUCUCCCGCGGAUUGGAUGACUAAUUGCCUCAUGCGGGUAGUGAAGUACUGCAGACCCGAACCACUCGCUCUGUGUGAGAAGUUCUUCCUUAAAUGCCCCGCACGUUAUUAUCUGCCGCUGAUCUUACUGCUGUUUGGAAGAUAUCACCGUGCAGCAGUUGGGCACUGCUGUCCUUUACCAAGAUGGCGCCUUUCGGCCGGCACUAGGUGAGGGAUUGUGCCUGCGCACACAGGAAAGCGACCGGCUGUCGUCACGUCGCGUCUCCACGUGCCUAAAACGGCUGCUGGGAUUGGCUGGGCCGCGGCCAGGGCCGAUUGACGACCCGAUCGGAUUGGAGAAAUCCAACGUAGCAACGGCGCCAUUUUGUCCGAGGAAGGUGCGGAACUGGAAUUGAUAAAAUCACCAGGAGUGGUCCCGCAUAAGGAAUGGACACUCCAUAUGAUGGAGCAGAGAUAACAUUAGUAACUGAAGAAAUCGAAGGCUGUUACAGCUGCACAAAAAACUUUUCACCUAAAAAGAAAAAGAAAUGGAAAGAUCAAAGUGAGGAUGGAGGUAAAAAAAGUAAGAAGCCCAGGCCAGCAUACUUACUAUACUAUUAUGACACUCAUUUAAAAGUGCAACAAGAUUUUCCAAAUUUGCCCCGGUCUGAAAUAAACAAGAAGAUCAGUGAAAGCUGGAGGCGACUCAGUGUUGCUGAAAAGGGUAUUUACCUUGAAAAGGCAAAGCUGGAAAAAGAAGGAAUAGAUCCGAGCGAUAAGCUAGUCAAUGCUUCAACUGGUGCCCCUCCAACUGAUAUUCCAGGAUUCCGCAAAAUUCUUCCUCGUUCUAGUUAUAUUAUAAUUCCCACUUCUGGUCUACCUGGAGAUGGAAAUGGCCAACAGCUGGCUCAAUCUCCUACACCGAGGGGAGGUGAAUGCAAUCCAACAUGGCAGACUCUUACCCACAAUACUAUACAAAGCCUUUUUACAGGCCCUAUCGACAGCACUGAAGAGAGCAUUGCUAUUGAUGGAAUUACUGAUGAAGCUUUCAUUCACACUGAAACAAUGCAGGAGAUUGUUACAUCGGAGAUGCUUUCUCAAUUUUCUAAUUCUGGAGAUGACAGAGUAGCAGGAGAACUGACCACCAAUGAGACUUCUUUAGAGUUGACCCAUCCUUAUGACUCCCCUUGUGUUGUUAUUGAAGGAACAUUAAUAGGUACAGGAAGUGAUGCUUCAGAAAGUGUCACCAGCUGCACAAACCAGCAAACUAUGGAGGUUAAUCCUGUGAUGACAGUAUUAUCGAAUCAGAGCAAGCCAAGUGGGAGUCUCUCCUCUCAUAAAACUCUAGGACAGGCUGUUUGUGUUAACAACAAACAGGAUUCAGUGGAAAAUGUUCCAGCAUCAACUGCACAGUUCUUAAUGUUACCGUUGACGAGCAAACAAUCAUCAACAACUCCAACAAAAAAGCCCAUCUUUUCCCACAAGACAACCUAUACACGAAGAGGCCGUGGCAGUUGUCCAAAUCCAAGCUGUUUGUUUACAUAUGUCACAAGACACAAACCUCCACAAUGUCCAAAUUGUGGCAAGUGGCUGGGAGGGAAAUGGAUUCCAAAGGGUAAGGAAUUGCAGGUAUUAAAUGUACAUGUGGAGUGUAAUCAAGAGAAGCAAAUUAAGGAAACAACAGAUGUGUCUGUCGGCACAAAAGACACAGCUCAGUCCAGUUUGGAAAGUUCACAGGCAGUGACCCAGCUGCUUAAUGUUGCUUCAGAAGAUCAAGGGGAGGAAGAACAGCAACAAAUGCAAACUAAUUGGCAGCAAACUGUACAUGUUGGACCUGAUGAAUCAGCUACAGCAAUGUCCACUGUACAGACGGAGGAACAGGUACUUCCAGUACAGCUUUGCAAUGCAGCACUGACAGAUGAGCAUACAAUGGAAUCACAGUCUGAAGUUGUCGUAAAGGAGCUGGAGGUUCUAACACACCAAACUUCACAUGUCAGUAACACCGUAAUCAGUGGCUCCCAUGGAGUUAACAAUAUGAAACCGGGAUCGAGACAAGGUUUACAAGUACGACGCAGAAACAAAGCCAAAGGGCGAGCAAAAUCCAGUUUGAUGACUGGUGCCGCUCGGUCACGUCCACGUGUUAUCCUGCCAGCAACCCCAUCCAAUGCAGCUUCACAGUCUGGGGUCACCUAUAUUCGAGUGGUUACAAUGCCUGUCAAUCAAGCAGCACCAGCAGAAUCUAAUGUGUCUUCACCAAGUCAGAAAGCCAUAGCUAGAGGCUCCUUGGCAAAGAGCUUAUUGAGUUCUCCUCCUCCAUCAGGUCUGAAACCCAGCACCUUAAAACAACUGGGGCAUUCUGUUUUACAUCCGAAUUAUGAAGAGGAAGAACAGACAGGAUUAAAAGCUGCCACAGAGAAUGGGUCACCUCAGGCGGGUGCAGUUUCAGUCAAAACUGUGUGUCUGACUCUUCCAAAAACAAACAAAGCCAGCGCCUUUGACCUUGGUUUGGCAACUUGCAGAGGUAAAGGACGUUGCAAGAAUCCCAAAUGUACAUAUGUCUACAUGAACCGGUACAAACCAGGAAUCUGUCCAAAGUGUGGCUAUGACUUCACAAGAGACAAACAGGAUAUAAAGCCAUCAAAACCUGCUAUAAACAGCGCACUUUCCUUGGGUCUGUUGAAUCCAGAGGAGGGGCUAACUCAGGCCUCAAAGGAUUUACAACGCCAGACUACAUUGCUACUGCUCAGGAGAACAGUUCAAAUCCCUGAGAAUGAGGCUGAACUUCAUGAAGUUUUUAGUCUAAUUCAGGAAAUGAACAGCUCAAGGUUGAUCUUAUCGACAGUAAAUGAGACCAUAACACUUGAACAAAAUUCAUGGCCUAAUUACUUUGAAUCUUCAGCCACGAUCUGUGGUUUGUGUGACAGCCAGUUGUACAAGGGUGGACAGAACUCAGUAGCUGGUCCUGAGGAAUGCUGGCUAUUGACCGAAAGCCAGUUUCAAGUGGUUAUAGUUCAGGCGAAAAUCUGCUUGAAUCCCCACUGUCUUGCACUUCAUAACUUCACAGACAUCAGCUCAGGCUUAUUUAAUAUUGGAAACAAGCUUUUGGUCAGUUUGGAUUUACUGUUCAAAAUAAGAAACCAUAUCAAGCUCGGAGAAGAUCCAAGGGAUGUGACUAUUCCCAUAUUGAACUCUGUCCAAAAAUUUACAGAGAAAAUCUUGUCAGACGAGCAGCUGAAUCAGCUUCAAGAGCUUCUAUGGAAUGGUUAUUGGGCAUUUGAAUCCCUCACCAUUCGUGACUAUAAUGACAUGAUUUGUGGGAUCUGUGGAGUAGCACCCAAACUCGAGGUAGCACAGAGAAGCCCCGAGAAUAUUCUUGCACUGAAAAAUGUUGAGUUUACAUGGCCUGACUUUCCUACCUCAGAUGAAGUAAACGUGGAGGAUUUUUGGUCCACAAUGGAGAAUGAAGCCAUAGAGCAAGCAGCAUUUCCAUCCAGUAUCCCAAUCACAAAAUUUGAUGCAUCCAUAAUUGCUCCAUUUAUACCGCCACUCCUGAGGGCACCUGUUGUAGUUAACAGUGAGAAAGAUAAAAACCCUCAACCACAGUCAGUUGCUGGAAAUCCAAGAAUGCUGGUAAAAUUGUUGCGCGAUGAAGUUUUCAAACCAGAAGAGCUCAACUUUUACAGUGAAACUGAAAUAAAAAACUUGCUAGUGUCAUGUGAUAUCCCAUUUCACCCCGAUGACUCCAAGGAACAUCUGUGUUCUUCAUUAUUCGCUUUAUAUUCCUAUGUGCUAGAUGGAUCAACUGCACAGGUCCAACCUCCAUGUGAUGUGACAGGAGGAAAAGUUUAUAAGUUGUGUCUACAUCAGGUUGUUUGUGGAUCUAAGUACCUUGUGAGAAGAGAGUCUUCACGUGACCAUGUUGACCUGCUGGUAUCUUCGCGCUAUUGGCCUCCAGUGUAUGUGGUUGACAUGGCUCCACAUGUUGCAUUAAAUGCAGAUGUGCGUUAUCCUGAAAUUGCUGGACAAAUAUGGGGACAUAAACAAGGCUGUUUUUCAGAUCCACUGGAAGCACCAAAGCAUGUGUCCUGUCCAGAGCUACUUGAUCAACACUAUGCUAUGGAUGUACUACUAACAGAGAAUAACAUUCAACAUCCUAUCACCAAAUCUAAUGCUCGCAGAAUUGUAUACCAUGAUAAAGACCAGAACACAGGAAAGAACACAACAGCAGGACACCACUCUAUCAGUCUUUGCAGUGAACUAGGACCAUACAGUGAUAUACUCGAAUCUAUUCCAGACAGCAAGGUGCAAAAUGUGCGGCAAAAGUCCAUCACUUUUGAAAAUGCUACUUACUAUUUUCUAUAUAAUCGUUUGGUUGACUUCCUCACCAGCAGAGACAUUGUAAACCAACAAAUCAGUGAAGUGUUGCAGAGCUGUCAACCUGGAGAGGUGGUGAUACGAGAUAGCUUGUACAGACUGGGAAUAGCGCACCUUAACACAGAGAGUGAAACUGAGGAGCUUGCAUAACAACUGAUCCUUAAAAGUAGUUAAGGAAAAUAAUUUCUCAAGUAAUGUAUUUAUUCAGUGCUUCUAUUUAAUUAAAAAUAUUGUGUUUGUAAUUUCUUAAAGUUUUUUUUUCAAAACCUGUCAGCGAUUAUGUUGGUAAGGGAUGGUUAGCUUUGAUUUGGGCUGUAUGUGACAUUAAAUUACCACAGAGCAUUUGCUAUUGAUAAAAAGAGAAACCUGCUCAGAAUUUUUUUUUUAAUGAACAUUUCCAUGUGUUUCUUGUGACGGAGUGCACUUUAACCACCUAUCUCGGGCACAUUUCCAAAUUAUAAAUGAAGUAUUAACAAUAAACUGCAUUUGAAAAUUUCCCUUUAUACUUUAAUGCAGUCCAUCCCUUGCUCCAAUUGAAAGUUGUAUUGGAGCACAAACUCUCCCUCUUUGAUAUGCUAGUUGAGAGAUGAUUUCCACACUGCUGUGUACCAAAACUCUAAUUUCAUGGGCCAACAUAUGGAUUGGGAUUUGCACAAUUUCAUAUUGUCCAAGAUUAGCCUUACCAGUCAUCUUGCAAAUAUGGCCAUAGCCAUUUGAUCAUCUUAAAAGCUUGACACAGUAAUGGAGCAUAUAAAAAUUAAGCUAGAAUAUAAUGAUAAACCUUUAGUGCACAAAUUUCAAGUGAGUCAAAGGCUGUUGGCCUCAGUACUGAAAGAAAAUGCCCAGUCUACCUUAACUUACCAAGAAAAGGCAACGUAACUAACUUUUUAUAUUCUUGCUAUGCAGUGAAAAGCUGAGUGGUAUUUUUAACUCUGGAGUUGCAGUGAGUCAAAACAGACAUUCUAUAAUUACACAAUUGAGCAAUAUUGUGCAUGAAUUUGUGCCUAUGAGAUACUAGGUGUGUAGGCCCUGUGUCCCAAUGACUGGAUGAUUGAAUCAACCAUAUUCCUACAGGCUGUACUGAACCACCCCAGACUUGCAAAGUCCAAAAUGAAGUGUCUGCUUUUAGGUGUAACUUCACGGGUGUGUCACCCCCACGGAGCAAACCUUGAAUGCACUAGUAGCUACAAUAAUAAUCAACUUAAGAUAAUUAGUUAAAUUCAUAACACGGCUUGUUUAUGUUCUCUCGAAGCAAAAUACAUUCAUACUCAGGUAUCCGUUCUCUGCAAACAAAAGGAAUAUGAUCAAGCUUUGCACCUUUUCUGAUUUACCUCCAGAAUGGAGAACCUAUCGUUCCUGUUCAUUUCUCCAUUGCAAAGCCUGAGAGUUGAAUUGCCAUUCUUGAAUUUGUCUUGAAUGCAAGACAAAAAUUCCAGUCUCUCUUCCAGCAAUAUUCAACAUCUGUACUAUUAAGUAUUUUUUAAAUUUGUUAUCGCUUGUAUACUCAUUAAUUGAGCAGUGAUGAUUCUGGUGAAUAGAAGUGUUUCCCUUUUUGAGUAUCUAGAUCAACAUCGGGCACUCAGAUAAUAGAACAGCCUGUUGCACAGUAACUGACCCUUCUACACAUCUCAGCCCCAACCUCAGAAGAGCAUUCCAUGCAACAGUGUGAUGUUUCUUUCUAAACAUUCUUAGCAACAGUAUACAAGUUGUCUUUCAAGUACUUUGGGACAUUGAUGUUAAUUAAAAAAAAGUACAAUGGAAAUGUAACAUCAUUCUUAAUUUACAGAAAUAAUGUGCUGAACUGUUUUUCAACCAUUUUGCUGACUGUACAAUUGUUCCCAAGACCAUUUCAUACAAUUUUAGUAAAUACUGUUUAAGUAUCGUAAGUGCUGAUUUACAGUUUGACACCACAGUUAUUUGAUUAGUUUAAAAGACUUUGAGUAAUUUUGAGUUUCUUGUUAUUACAAGGACAAAAUUCUGUUCUGAGAGCAGGAUGCUGAAACAAUUAGGCAAUAGGAUGAUUUACCCUCUUCACUUUUGAAAUAUUACUUCUCUAUGUCAAGAUUUAUUUCCAUUGCCUUGAAAGAUUAAUUGUUCAUAAAUAUAUAUGUAUCUUAUCAUGUGUAACUGCCUCUGGAAAUAACUGGUGUCCAAGUCCAGGUUGGAUACCUUUGUAACAAGAAUGGGAGAUCCACAGGAAGGUUGCCCCAUGUCUUGAUGACAGUGCCCAAGUCUUUAAAUGAUUGUGCUGUUGAUGAUGUUCCAUAUUAGCACAAUGGGCUUACUUCUAUGAUUCAUGAAGGAUGAUUUAUUCAGAGAGUUAUGGAAAUCCCUAAUAAACUAUUAAUUUUCAA